Molecule: messenger RNA, 860 nt
Organism: Synchiropus splendidus (mandarinfish)
Lineage: Eukaryota; Metazoa; Chordata; Actinopteri; Syngnathiformes; Callionymidae
Gene: rergla
Product: RERG/RAS-like a
Exons: 5
Coding region: 87-704 (205 amino acids)
Molecular function (GO): GTPase activity; GTP binding
Source: RefSeq, a predicted model, not a curated record
CUGAGCGAGAAGAAGCGCUGCGCGUCACGGAGCUCCUGAGUCCGACCGUUGUCUCAGAAUAAUGACAUUUCUGCGCACUUGACGACAUGAACGACCUCAAGAUCGCGGUGUUGGGGAGCGAAGGGGUCGGUAAAUCAGCUCUGAUCGUGCGCUUCUUCACCAGAAGGUUCAUCGGCGAGUAUUCCUCUUCUUCAGAAUGUAUAUACAGGAAACGUCUGGCAGUGGAUGGGAGGCAGAUGAACCUGGAGCUCUAUGAGCCCUGUUCUCAGUCAGGCGACAGUAAAUUCUCACUGGCUGAGCUGAUCCACUGGGCCGACGGUUUCAUCGUGGUCUAUGACAUCAGCGACCGUUCGUCCUUCCACGCGGCCAAAGCCACCGUCUACCAGAUCAGAGAGCUUCACCUGAAGCCCACCAAAAGGGACGCAGAGUGUGUUAUUUUCUUGGUGGGCAACAAGGAGGACCUGUGUCACGCCAGAGAGGUGGCACCCGAGGAGGGUCAGUGUCUGGCCAACGAGUUCCACUGCCACUUCUACGAGCUGUCAGCGGCCGAGCAGUACCAGGAGGUGGCGCUCAUCUUCUCCAAGAUGGUGCAGAGAGCGAGUGUUAACGGAAAAGCUAAGGAGCGCAGGAGACGGCCCAGCGGGUCCAAGUCCAUGGCCAAGCUCAUCAACAACGUCUUUGGCAAGAGGAGGAAAUCAGUGUGAGGCGACAAACUUUGGGUUUUAGGUUUGGAUUUGUUUUUAAUGCCAGUCCGUGUUGAUGUCUGAACCACUUAUUGUAUUUUGUAGGCACUUGCGUAUGUCUCUAAUGUUGUGAAUCCCAAAUAAACUAAUGUUGCUCACCAGUGUGGAAGAGUUCAG